Owenia fusiformis is the source of this 10074-nucleotide messenger RNA. NCBI's taxonomy places the organism in Eukaryota, Metazoa, Annelida, Polychaeta, Sabellida, Oweniidae. The record is from the annotation of a GenBank genome assembly.
GGAGACUUUUGUAAUGGCCGACCUGAUGGCAACUAAAACGUGAAAAUAUUUUACAAAAAUGAUGGUUUUACGGAAUUAUACAAGCUAGUAAAUAAUUAAUUCCAGGUCCAAACGAUAGGCCAAAAGAUAAAGAUGGAAAAUGAAACGGAAAAUAACGUUACAGAAUCUUUGGAGAAUGUGAAAACAGUUGAAGUUGGUUCGUCCCCGUCGUCACCAGCGAUGGAUAAGAGAUCAAUUCUUCCCGCAAUUCCUCCCAAUUUUAUUCCUGAUCUCUCUCAGAGUGAUGACGAAGAGGCAUCGGAGGUUGAGUCAUUUAUGCUGGACCAAGAUGACAUUGAAGAUGGGGAGUCAUGUCUGGAGGCAUCAAAAUUUCUGCUUAACACUGAAAAUAUGGAGAAUGCUGAUCUACAUACAGUGGAUCCAGAGACUCAGGCUAGGCUGGAAGCACUUUUGGAAGCUGCAGGUAUAGGUAAACUCUCUACACCUGAUGGUAAAACAUUUGGUGACCCUGAAGUGCUACGGAGGCUGACUACAUCAGUUAGUUCCGCAUUGGAUGAGGCUGCAGCAGCUCUAACACGCAUGAGGGCAGAACAACAAGAACCUCUAGCAAGGGUCGACAGCAGAUCCCUGGUUGAAGCAUGUAGUGAUGGUGACAUCCACACUGUCAGGAAGCUCCUAGAUGAAGGAGGCAGUGUACAUGAGACAACAGAGGAGGGUGAAAGCUUACUGUCUCUUGCUUGCUCUGCUGGUUAUUACGAACUUGCCCAGGUCCUUCUGGCUAUGCGGGCUAAUGUAGAGGACAGGGGUAUCAAGGGUGACUGUACACCACUCAUGGAGGCUGCAAGUGGGGGCUAUGUAGACAUUGUACGUCUACUCAUUGCAAACUGUGCUGAUGUCAAUGCUCAGUCCUCUGCAGGCAACACUCCUCUACAUUAUGCAUCAUGUGGUGGCUAUGAGGAUGUUGUGCAGGUACUGAUCGAAGCUGGGGCUAAUGUGGAAGAACAUAACGAGAACGGUCAUACACCCCUGAUGGAGGCCGCAUCAGCUGGUCAUGCAGGAGUUGCGAUGUCUCUUCUUGAGGGUGGCGCGGGAAUUAACACUCACUCUAAUGAGUUCAAAGAAAGUGCUUUGACCUUGGCGUGCUAUAAAGGGCACCUUGAGAUGGUGAAGUUUCUGCUAGAAGCUGGUGCUGACCAGGAGCACAAAACAGACGAGAUGCACACCGCCUUAAUGGAGGCCUCCAUGGAUGGACAUGUGGAGGUUGCUAGGUUGUUACUGGACAGUGGGGCACAGGUUAACAUGCCUGCUGACAGUUUUGAGUCUCCUUUGACACUAGCUGCAUGUGGUGGACAUGUUGAGCUUGCAAACCUCCUGAUUGAACGAGGGGCCAACCUUGAAGAAGUCAAUGAUGAAGGAUAUACACCACUGAUGGAAGCAGCAAGAGAAGGACAUGAAGAGAUGGUCUCUCUUCUCCUUGCACAUGGAGCUGACAUCAAUGCACAGACUGAGGAAACCCAGGAGACUGGACUGACACUGUCCUGCUGUGGGGGUUUCCUGGAGGUAGCAGAUUUCCUCAUCAAGGCAGGGGCAGAUCUAGAACUGGGAUGUAGCACACCACUUAUGGAGGCAGCCCAAGAGGGACACCUUGAGCUUGUCAAAUACCUUCUAAAAUCUGGGAGUAAUGUUCAUGCUCACACUGGUACUGGUGACACUGCACUGACUUAUGCAUGUGAGAAUGGACACACUGAUGUUGCUGAUGUCCUUCUCAUGCAUGGAGCCGGACUGGAACAUGAGUCAGAAGGAGGUCGUACUCCACUGAUGAAAGCAGCCAGAGCAGGGCACCUGUGUACUGUACAGUUCUUGAUCAGUAAGGGGGCAGAUGUUAACAGGCAAACCACAACCAAUGACCACACUGUGCUGUCUCUGGCUUGUGCUGGGGGACAUCUUGCUGUUGUGGAACUGCUCCUAGCACAUGGUGCUGAUCCUCAUCACAAAUUGAAGGAUGGCUCUACAAUGCUGAUUGAGGCUGCUAAAGGGGGUCACACUAAUGUUGUCAACCUGCUGUUAGAUUACCCCAACAAUGUGAGCAACAGCAAUGGACAAGAACUAGCACAGGUCGCAGUACCAGAUUCAAGCACCAAUGAGCUACCCCGUGUGCCAAUGCAUGGCCUAACCAAUGUUGUGCCACCCCAGGAUCCCAACUAUGUUAACCAAAUGGCCGUGUCAAAUGGUAACUUUGUUCCAAACAUCCAGGACCCAAAUUUUGUGCAGCAGAUGCAAGUUCAACAGCAGUUACAGGUGCAGCAGCUGCAAGUACAGCAGCUUCAACAAGUACAGCAGUAUCAGGCACAGCAACAGCAAUUGCAGUCUAUACCCAUAAGCAGCACAGCUUAUAUACCUAAUAUACAACCAUCAGCUGGUUCAUCCCAAGUCCCUGGCCAAAUUAAUUUGAAAGAUUUAAAUAUUCCCGUGAAAACACCUGAGCAAAUACGUCAGAAUAUGGAGAAAUCUCUAAGUCGCAGCAAGAAGAUGAAACUAGCUGACAAGGAAGGUUCCCAGAGCAUCGAUUCCCAGUCAUCAAGUGGUGGAGAAUUAGAUAAUGUCGAGUUUAACUACGAUCGAGGUUAUUCAGAUUUGGAAAACCAUGGUUAUGGUGAUGUUGAAAACCGAGGAUAUGCUGAGAAUGAGAGCCAUGGGUAUCCCGAUAUGGAAAACCGUGGCUAUUCUGACCUUGAAAGCCAACACCUCCAAGAACUUGAGGACCGACCUGACCUAAAGGCCUUUAUCAACAAGAUGAUGAAGCAGGCUGAAAAACUGAAUACCACUCGGGAAGAGCAGAUUCAGAAAAAGCAGCAAAUCCUUGAAGAAUUGCAAAAGGUCGAGAAGGAGCUUCAGGUUAAAAUCAAACAUGAACCUCUACCACUGCACAUAGCAUUUGAGAGUCAGAUUAAAGCAAAGGCGGCUAAACGGAACCUCUGGGAUCUUGAUCCCGAGCUGAAGGAGGCAGGUUUAUUGCAGUAUGAUGGAGGUGGCGAGGAGCCAGCGUAUGAUGACACCUCAGAGCCACCUAUUGGCUAUAUCGACGCACCCUCUGAUCUGUCAUCCCAAGGUCAACUGACUGAUGAUGUGCAAUCUAGUGAACACCAAAACCCCAAUCCUCCACCCUCCCCCGUGUCUAGCUCUGUUGACCCACCUGAUUUGGAAGACACAGUGCAUGAAAUGGAGAGAGUGGAACCCCAAGGAGAACAGGAGCCUCCAGGAGAAACCCUCAAUCAGCAAGAACCCUCAAAGGAGACCUUAAGGCAAAAGGAACCCCACAGCCAACAGGACUCCCCAAAAGAGCCCCGGGGAGAGAAUGAUACCCCAUGUGAGCCCCAGGCACCUCCAGGAGAUCGUACUGAGCCACUUGGAGAGAGUGAUGGUGAGGUGAUAGAUGAUACCAGUCAAGUGGAGGCAAGACCUAACAACAUUGCAGUACACUCCAAUACUAAUGCUACUACCCCUGAUAGCCCCACUCAUGAUCAAAAUGACCUAGAGGCACCCGCUAAAGUGGCCUCAGAAAAUGACAAGGAUUCACCUGGUGAGAAAGCUACUGAGUGUAAUACGAACCUAUCUGCAGAGCAAGAAAAUAUUGCCUCUCUGAAACCAGACAAAGAUCCACCUCAAAGCCAAAAUGAAACCCAACUCUCUCAAACUGAAAAUGGAGAAAUUAAUCUUAACCAUGUGAAAGAGGAUGCCAGAGAGCCCCCUGCCCUACUCCACGAGUCUCUAGGGAUUGGAAUAUUGAAUUGCAGUCAGCAGCCCCUAGGUGGCAGUGGUUUAGAUGAUACUGAGCCUAAUCCCGCAAGCUACCCAGCAGAGCUGAGUCUGCCGGAGGCCCCACCCCAGCCUCCAAUGACUGCGAGCUUUAGCCACACCAGCACUAGUUGCCCUCAGGGGGCUGUUCUAACGUCAAGUUGUGGAUCUGUUGCAAAUAGUGGCACUGUGACUUUACCCACUGUACAGUGCCACCAGCACAUGACUGUCGACCUCACCACAGUGGCUGUGCCAUCAACUGUCACCACCCAGCCACUGUUACCUCCACCGCCACCACCCCCUCCUCUCAUGUUAACCCCGAUACAGCAAGACCCCAACAAUGUUAUGCCUCUAAUGAACAUGACCCCCAUCGAAGGCCGGGAAGUGAAAAUGGCAAAACGGAAAAAGACGCAACCAAAACCAGAAAAUCAAACAAUGAUUUUACAACACCAGUUACAGCAGCUACAAUUGCAGCCUCUUCAACAACAACAGCUGUUACAACAUCAUCACCAACAACUGCAGCAACAGCAGCAGUUACAACAACAGCAGGUAAUGGUACAGAGUCAAAUCCAAGUUUCUACAGCACAACCUGCUACAAGCCAGCAACAAGUUCAGAUUAAAGUCAACCCCCAGGGAGCACACCAACAUGUUCAGGUCCAUGUUAACCAGCAAGUACAACAAGCCCAGCUACAGAUGCAACAAAUGCAACAACAUCAGCUACAGCUUCAACUACAGCUGCAGCAACAAGCACAACUACAGCUGCAGCAACAGAGUAAUCAGCUGGGACAGUUACCCGUCUCUGCACAGCAGCAGAACAGCAAGGUAGUGCAGCAGCAAGGUGUACAGUGUACACAAGCUGGUACUGAACAGAUCAGUUAUGGGAACCAACCAUUACACCAGGCCCUUCAACAGCAGCUACAACAACAGCUGCAGAUUGCAAGACAGCUGCAGGAGAAUCAACAGCUUGUCCAGGAGCAGAGUCCACAGCUGACUCAGAUGAUGCAGUCACAGCAGUGGAUACAACAGAUCCAGAUGCCCCCACAGCCGGAUGUUCUACAACAACUACAGCCAGCAGCCCCAGAGUUGCUCCAACAGGUAGCUGAGGUACAGAACCUGCAGAAGAAAGUGAAGCUCCUACAACAGCAGAUGCUACAGAACCAACAAGUGAACAACAUCAUAGCUGCCCAGCAGACCUAUCCAGGGACAGGCCUUGACAAUAUGACACCUCCACCCUCUACGCCACUCACACCAAAUCCAUCUCCUGCAUCCCCCCAGGUACCGCAGCAGAUGUACCCAGUGGUUGACCUGAAUGCAGAGACAGAGAGCAAUCAUGAUACGGCCUUGACCUUGGCCUGUGCUGGAGGUCAUGCUGAACUUGUGCAGUUGCUACUUUCAAGGGGAGCUGACAUAGAACAUAGAGACAAGAAAGGGUUCACACCAUUGAUUUUGGCUGCCACUGCAGGACAUGUAGAUGUUGUAGAGAUCCUCCUAGAGAACCAUGCAGACAUUGAAGCCCAGUCUGAAAGAACCAAAGACACUCCUCUCUCUCUUGCUUGCUCUGGUGGCCGUUAUGAGGUUGUCGAAUUACUACUUGGAAAGGCAGCCAACAAAGAGCACCGCAAUGUCUCUGACUACACACCACUCAGUCUCGCUGCUUCUGGUGGCUACGUGAACAUCAUCAAGCUACUCCUAAAACAUGGGGCGGAGAUAAACUCUCGCACUGGCAGUAAGCUAGGUAUCUCUCCAUUGAUGCUGGCUGCUAUGAAUGGACACACACAGGCUGUGAAGCUGCUACUGGACAUGGGCAGUGAUAUCAAUGCACAGAUUGAGACUAACAGGAAUACAGCUCUGACACUAGCUUGCUUCCAGGGAAGACAUGAGGUUGUUAGUCUUCUAGUGGACAGCAAGGCUAACAUAGAACAUAGAGCCAAGACUGGGUUGACCCCUCUGAUGGAAGCAGCUUCUGGUGGCUAUGUGGAAGUAGGACGUGUAUUGCUUGAUAAAGGGGCUGACGUCAAUGCUAACCCUGUCCCCUCAUCUCGUGACACUGCCCUAACUAUUGCGGCAGAUAAAGGACACUAUCGCUUUGUGGAAUUGCUACUCUCGAGAGGUGCAGCCGUGGAUGUAAAGAACAAGAAAGGAAACUCCCCACUUUGGUUAGCAUGCAAUGGUGGCCAUUUGGAUGUUGUUCAGCUCCUAGUCUCGGCAGGUGCAGAUAUUGACUCUGAGGAUAACAGAAAGGUUUCCUGUCUCAUGUCUGCAUUCAGGAAAGGUCACUUCAAGGUGGUGAAGUGGAUGGUGAAACAUGUAAAUCAAUUCCCUUCUGAUAAGGAAUGUAUGCGCUACAUUGCUACUGUCACUGAUAGGGAACUAUUGAAGAAGUGCCAUCAAUGCAUGGAGAUCAUAGUCAGCGCUAAAGAUCGUCAACUCGCUGAAGCCAACAAGAAUGCAAAUCUGCUCCUGGAGGAGAUCAGCAUGGAGGAGAAACGGGAGAAAACCAAGAAGGAGAAAGCAGCCAAGAAACAAGAGAAGAAGAAGCAGAAACGUAAGGAGAAGAAAGAGAAGGAACAGAGAGAGAAGAGCAACAGCAAGAACUCCUCACCAGAACCAGACAAGGAUGAUGAUGACAAGAACGAGAAGGAAGAGGAGGCUGAGGUUAUUGAACCCCCACUAGAAGACAGGAUGGAGGCUACUAAUAACUCAGUCAAAGAAAUUUCAGCGCAAGAGACAACUGAAGCCAAGAAUGCACGCAACAAAGAGAACAACCAAUCAGAGAGGAGCAAUGACACUAAAGCAAGAAAUCGUAAGAACAAACGACAAAGUCGAACAGCAGAACGUAAAUCCCUGGAGAAGGAAGAGAGCCGAAAUCAGAAGCGUGAAGGAAUGGACCAGAUUGAUGAACACCAACAGAACAAUAAGAUCAUGAGGACAACUAAUGCUGUUACAACUUCUGUUGUUACGUCUAAACCUACACCAACCAGUAGCCCUGCAGCCAAGAAAGUGGACUACAACACUGUUAAGAGUACAGGUAUAGGAGAUUUGGAUGACUUUGGUACCCUGCCAUCUAGGAUCAAGAUGACCCCCAAAGACAAGACUAAGAUCAACAAGGUCAUUGAGAAGAACACUAAAAUGUCAGCACUUGAUAAUUUUGAGGGAGUUCCCAUGGACAAUGUGAGCAAUACACCAGUGAAGAGUCCACAGUCGAGAAACACCCUGAAUGUCAAAUCCCCCAACAUGGUGGCCAGCCCGAAACGAGGACAGAAGAGAGAGGAGGGAUGGAAGGAGGUCAUUAGGAAGUCCAAGAAGGUGAUCGUUCCUGCCACAGCAAUAUCCCGUGUUAUAGGAAGAGGCGGAUGCAACAUCAAUGCAAUACGUGAAGUGUCUGGAGCUCAUAUAGAAGUUGACAAGGCAAAGGGAGGCAAUGACAGGACUAUAACAAUCAAGGGGUCUGCUGACUCCACACGUCAGGCACAUCAGUUGAUCACAGCUCUCAUUAAAGACCCAGACAAGGAGAUUGCUGAGCUGAUCCCUAAAAAGCAACGAUCUUUGCUGAGCUCUAACGCAUCAUCAUCUACAAUCACCACAGGGACAGUGAUCAGUACAGUCACGACGAUCGCCACAUCAACAACCCAGGUGAACACAAAGGCGAGCACUGUAAUCCAAAAUGGAGGAUCCAGGAGUAAUAUACCACCUAGACAGCAGCCACCACCUAUUGGUGUGUUCCAAGUACCUGUCCCAGCCUGGCAGGCACCAACUACUAGCACAGUUGGGAUGUCACCAAAACGUCAACCUGGUGCAAAGGCUCCUCACCCAAGCUCCAUGCAGGCUAAAAGUCCUAGUACAGUCUCCAGGCAGUUGUUCCCCUUGGAUAAAUCCAACCCUACAUCAUCCACGUUGACCAACAUUGGAAUGUUCACCGCAGUUAAGACAUCUGCUAAGACGAAGGUUGUUAACACAACAGCUCCAAGCUUCUCCACACAUGUUGAUAGCAAUGGGAAUGUGCAGGGGAAACAACACAGUCAGGGUCCUAGCCUACCUGUACCAAUGAGACCUAAUUCUCAGCCAUCUGCCAAUCAAGGGCCUCCUCAGAGUGCCCCAUCAGGGGUUUACUCCCCCUUUAAUAAUAAUCUCUUCAGUCAGGUGGAUUCUGUCCUUGGCAAGAAAGAUGGGAUGAAUUUUGCUAAUGCAGCUGCAGUUCGAUCCAGUGCUGCACCAUCGUCAUCUGUCACUGCCUUAUUAGGCAGUGAGCCACCACCAGUCAUGAUUGGUCCUGAUAGGGGUGUGGAUCCUUCCCUUCAGGCUAAAGCACCUGGGUAUAAACCAAUGAAUCAGCGCAGUAACACUAGUACCCCUCAACAGGAGUACAAUCCACAGCAACAGGGCUACAAUGUGUCAGUAGAUACUGAGCUUGAUUCUCACAGAAUCAACCAACACAACACCAUGUCCCCCAGAUCUGCCCCUGGAACACCCAGCCAGCACUCACCCAGAAGCAAUCUAGGUAUGAGUGAUAUCUCCCCCAGACCAGGGAGCAUGUCUGAUGCUAAUUCCCCUAGGUCUCUUCAGUACAACACUGCAAACAUGGCUCCCCCAAGAAUCAUGCAGAAUCCAGGAGAUUUCAACAACAGGAUAUCUCUGGCAGAUAUAUCCCCUCGUAGUCAGGUGAUGCUUCAGGCGCGACAGUUCAUGGAGAUGAACAAAAUGCACCCAAACCUUGGAAUGGACCCACAGCAGGGUUUCUCUGUGUAUGGUAACUUUCCACAGUCAUUCAUGGAUCGAGAGCCCAAGUACAGCCAACCCCAUCAGCCUAUGACGCUUCCUAAGAUAGAGAGUACAUUGAACCCAAAUGCUCCAAAGUUUGAAUUCAGAUCAACACCUACGCCACCUGUUGACCAAAUGGGACCAAGUAACCCUGGUCAAUCAUUCAUGCAGCAAGGCUUCCGACCCCCAUCUGGUCUGCCGAACCUUGGUGCUCAGCCAGGUUUUGGAGCCAUGCCACACCCAGGCUUACCCCCAACCAAUAUUCCACCACCUGGUGAUUUCAACUACAGCAACAUGGCUGGUUUCCCUGGAGGUUUCAGCACGAGUAACAUGCAAGCUAUGUCUAGCAAUGCUAACAUGUCUGGGCCUAGUAUGCCUGGCAUGCCUAGUAACAUGCAAGGUGGCAUGCCAGGGGGUAUGUCGGGAAAUAUGCCAGGGGGCAUAGGUGGGAAUAUGCCUAGUGGCAUGUCUGUGAAUAUGCCAGGGGGAGUACAAAGUAGCAUGUCUGGAAGUGGCAUGUCUGGGAGUAUGCAGAGCAGUAUGUCUGUGAAUGGUAUGCCUGGAGGAACAACUGGCAAUCUGCAAGGGCAAGGCAUGUCAGGGAUGUCUAUUCUACAAAGGAACAUUAACAACACUGGUAGUUCCCCUAGAGGUAGCAAUGUUCCACCUUCAGCCAAACCUGAUGGUAGUCCACCCGUGCCCCAGCCACAAGAGGGCUCCACCGCACCCUCACCCACUGACACUUCCAAGGAGCUGGAUGACCGCAAGGCCCCAGGACCAAUAGGCGUUGAGCGUAGUUUCAGUACCAUUGGGAUGGAGCGCAGCAAGAAACCCAUUUUGGCCAAUCCUGGUGGUUUCAGCACUAUGGGUGAUAUGACUGGCAUAUGGUCCUUUGGAGCAGACACUGGCACAACAGAUUGGAUGACCCAGAUAUCACAGGUUGGAUCGGUUUUGACUACUUCAGUUGCCACGACAACCAUCAUCACACCAACAAUACCAAGUGAUAGCUUUAUAGAGGGAGCCAGUAGUGGUGUCAAGCAAACGGAUGACAGUGGUUUUGAGAGCCAAGGUAUUGAUAUACCAUAUGUCAAUGGCUUCCCUACCCAGUUGCCGAUCUCUGGGACAGGAGAUGCUGGCUCCACCUGGGGUACGCAGAUGAAACUACCACUGGAGGGCAAUGGAGACCAAAAACUGGCUCAGAUGUGGCAACAGGACUGGGGUGCAGGGCAGUAGUUCAUGGAUAACCCAAAACUUAAUACACACUGGAGAAAUACAUGGAUAUCUACUGGAGAAAUAACAUGGAUACCCACUGGAGAAAACAUGAAUAUCCACUGGAGAAAUACAUGGAUACCCUCAAAUAGUAAAUAAUACAUGAGUUGACUGGAGAUACACGGAUACCCUCAAAUAAUAAUAAUGCAUGAGUUGACUGGAAAUACAUGGAUACCCUCAAAUAAUAAUAUGCAUAAGUUGACUGGAAAUACAUGGAUACCCUCAAAUAAUAAUACAUGAGAUGACUGGAAA